Molecule: messenger RNA, 1293 nt
Organism: Pestalotiopsis fici W106-1
Lineage: Eukaryota; Fungi; Ascomycota; Sordariomycetes; Amphisphaeriales; Sporocadaceae
Exons: 3
Coding region: 1-1293 (430 amino acids)
Source: RefSeq, a predicted model, not a curated record
AUGGCUUCGAUCUCGAGGUUGACAAUCCUCGGCUGCGUCGCUGCAGUCGCACGCGCACAAUUUGUCAAGCGCGGCACCGAGACUGAGAGAUGGGAACCGGCGCGCGAAACGGAUGGAAUCAUGAACCUGGACCCCAUGGGCUGGACACCGAAGCCAACAUCGGCUCCGGAAGCCAAUGCAGUCGAGAAGGAGCUGCGAAAGAGGGAUGGCACUAGUACUUGCGGAUACUAUUCCGGAUACUCAUCUUCUGCCGCUGUCGUCUGCCAAGGCUCAGCGCAGUGUAUUGUUAAUGACUGGGAUGCGGUCAUGGGAUGUUGCGCCUCUGCAGACAUUAAUGACUGCAAUAUUUAUACUUCUUGCCUUCCCUCGCGAUCUGCCGCCUCAUUUUCGGGAACCUACUCAGACUAUACGCUCUUUUGCACGGAGUCAGAUUAUCCCAACUGCGUCACAUAUUCUUAUGACAGCUACGACCCCUUGUACGCUGGAUAUAGCGCGCUCGGCUGUGGCUAUGCUGCCGGCGUCUACUCGGUUGAGUAUUAUGCUCCCAUCCUGGGAAGCGCAUUGACCGGCUCCUCUACAACCAGAACCACUCACACGUCUUCGAAGACGCGAAGCUCGGCAACCUCUGGCGACGACAGCCUUCCGGGUUCCACAUCAGCCUCCUCAUCGUCGAUGUCAACCACCAGUAGCGGAAGCACAUCAACCUCGACUGCUGCCGCAGCAGCAUCUUCUUCCUCGGGAGGUUCUACCGGCGCCAUUGUUGGAGGUGUUGUCGGAGGUAUUGCCGGCCUGGGAUUACUUGCCCUCGGCAUCUUCUUCCUCAUUCGCCAGCACAAUAAGAACAAGCAGCAGCAGCAGCCCCCACCGCCAGCCCAGAACAAUGGCUAUUUCCCGCCGCCGCAGCAGCCCAGUCCCGGACCCCACGACUCCAUGUACGGCUCCGGCCAGCAAAUGGCCCAGGCAUCUCCGCAGCAGUUUGCCGGCUAUCCCCAGGCAGCCUACAUGCCGGGCCAGGACCCGCGCGCCAGCAUGGCCCCUUCGACGUAUUACGACCCUCAUUCGCCCAAACCUUCCCAGUACGACAGCAUGAUGACCGGAUCCGUCAGUCCGACUGGCAGCCCCCCACCCCCCGCCCACACGCCGCCUCUGGCCGCGGGCGUCCACCAGCCGCAGCAGUAUCAGGCAUAUAAUCCUGCGCAGGCUGGUCAAUAUGCUCACUACAACCAGCCGUACGGACAAGUUGCCGAGUUGCCGGCCAGUCGACCGGACGGUGAGCUAAGGGAGCUCGCAUAG